Molecule: messenger RNA, 3457 nt
Organism: Punica granatum (pomegranate)
Lineage: Eukaryota; Viridiplantae; Streptophyta; Magnoliopsida; Myrtales; Lythraceae
Source: RefSeq, a predicted model, not a curated record
UGACCGGCGACAGCCAUCGGCGUUUCCUACGAUCUUGAUGCGUUUCAGCGCUCACACAGAGGUCUGUCUCUCUCUGUCUGUUUCUCUCUCUACGUCCGCCUCUGGUAGCUGCAGCAGCCAACGAUGGUGUUCGUCUUCGCUCCGAACGGCAAGACAAUCUGUCUGCACCUAAACCCUAGCACCGCCACUCUCCACGAUCUCAAGCUAUCCCUCCACUCCAAAUCCCUAAUCCCGCCUUCCCUGCAACGCCUGAUCUUGUCCUCUCCCCUCAGAUUGCUCACCUCACAAGAUUCCCUUCUCCUCUCCGAGCUGGGCGUCGGCCCCAACUCAACCCUUACCCUCCACGUCCCCUUCCUCGGCGGGAUGCAAGCCCCCGGAGUUCCUCCCACUCGCCCCCGCCUCGAAUUCCUCAACUCCAAGCCUCCGCCGAAUUACGUGGCCGGUCUUGGACGUGGUGCCACCGGCUUCACUACCCGGUCUGAUAUUGGUCCUGCACGAGCUGCGCCUGACCUGCCCGAUAGGUCUGCCACCACAAUUGGUGGCGCUGGUGCUCCCUCUACUGGCGCUGGACGUGGCCGAGGGAAGGGCGGUGAGGAGGAGGAGGAUGAUGAGGGAGAUGACAAGGGUUAUGAUGAGAACCAGAAAUUCGAUGAAUUUGAGGGUAAUGAUGUGGGUCUCUUUGCUUCUGCUGAGUAUGAUGAGGACGACAAGGAGGCUGAUGCGGUCUGGGAGGCCAUCGACAAGAGGAUGGACUUGCGAAGAAAAGAUAGGAGGGAGGCGAGGCUGAAGCAGGAAAUUGAGAAGUACCGUGCCUCGAACCCGAAGAUCACAGAGCAGUUUGCAGAUUUGAAGAGGAAGCUUCACACUUUGUCUGCUCAGGAGUGGGACAGCAUCCCCGAGAUUGGGGACUACUCCUUGAGGAACAAGAAGAAGCGGUUCGAGAGUUUUGUCCCGGUGCCUGACACUCUUCUUGAGAAGGCGAGACAAGAGCAGGAGCACGUCACGGCCUUGGACCCCCGAAGCCGAGCUGCUGGUGGAACUGAGACCCCAUGGGCUCAGACCCCUGUCACCGAUUUGACCGCAGUUGGUGAAGGGAGAGGUACUGUGUUAUCGUUGAAGCUUGAUAGGCUGUCUGAUUCUGUUUCAGGGUUAACCGUGGUGGAUCCAAAAGGGUACUUGACUGAUCUGAAGAGCAUGAAGAUCACUAGUGAUGCGGAGAUAUCGGACAUCAAGAAGGCAAGGCUGUUACUGAAGAGUGUUACUCAGACGAACCCGAAACAUCCACCAGGCUGGAUUGCUGCUGCGAGGCUGGAGGAGGUGGCCGGGAAAAUUCAGGCUGCAAGGCAGUUGAUACGGAAGGGAUGUGAGGAGUGCCCUAAGAAUGAAGAUGUGUGGAUCGAGGCUUGCAGGCUUGCAAGCCCUGACGAGGCAAAGGCAGUAAUUGCACGGGGAGUCAAGUCGAUUCCUAAUUCGGUUAAGCUGUGGAUGCAGGCAGCAAAAUUGGAGCAUGGUGAUCUGAACAAGAGCAGGGUGUUGAGGAAGGGGUUGGAGCAUAUUCCCGACUCUGUUAGGCUCUGGAAGGCAGUUGUGGAACUCGCAAAUGAAGAGGAUGCGAGGCUGUUGCUCCACAGGGCCGUGGAGUGCUGCCCUUUACAUGUUGAGUUGUGGCUUGCUCUUGCGAGAUUGGAGACGUAUGAUAAUGCGAAAAAGGUGCUGAACAGGGCGAGGGAGAGAUUGCCCAAAGAGCCUGCUAUAUGGAUCACUGCUGCGAAAUUGGAGGAAGCUAAUGGAAAUACUUCCAUGGUCGGGAAGAUUAUUGAAAGGGGUAUUAGGGCUUUGCAGAGGGAAGGUGUGGUGAUCGAUAGGGAGGCGUGGAUGAAGGAGGCCGAGGCUGCAGAGAGAGCUGGAUCUGUUGCCACGUGCCAGGCUAUUAUCCAUAAUACGAUCGGGAUUGGAGUCGAAGAAGAGGAUAGAAAGAGGACUUGGGUCGCUGAUGCAGAGGAGUGCAAGAAGAGAGGGUCUAUUGAAACUGCGAGAGCUAUUUAUGCUCAUGCUCUGACGGUGUUCUUGACGAAAAAGAGCAUUUGGCUUAAAGCUGCACAGCUUGAGAAGAGCCACGGCACAAGGGAAUCUCUCGAUGCUUUGCUUGUCAAAGCUGUUCAAUACAACCCAAAGGCAGAGGUUCUGUGGCUAAUGGGUGCUAAGGAAAAGUGGCUUGCUGGGGAUGUGCCGGGUGCCCGAGCGAUCCUUCAAGAAGCUUACGCUUCUAUUCCAAAUUCUGAAGAGAUAUGGCUUGCUGCCUUUAAGCUGGAGUUUGAAAACCAUGAGCCUGAGAGAGCGAGGAUGCUUCUCGCCAAGGCGAGAGAGAGAGGAGGGACUGAGAGGGUGUGGAUGAAAUCUGCCAUUGUGGAGAGAGAACUCGGGAAUACCGCCGAGGAGAGGAGAUUGCUCGAUGAGGGCUUGCAGCGAUUCCCCUCUUUCUUCAAGCUGUGGCUGAUGCUUGGGCAGCUAGAAGAGCGAUUUGAUCACUUGGAUAGAGCGAGGGAGGCUUAUGAAUCGGGGCUAAAGCACUGCCCCAACUGCAUACCUCUCUGGCUCUCUCUAGCCAUUCUUGAAGAGAAGACCAAGGGGCUGAGCAAGGCUAGGGCGGUUCUCACGGUGGCCCGGAAGAAAAACCCGCAGACCCCUGAGCUGUGGCUUGCUGCUAUAAGGGCCGAGUGCAGGCAUGGCCAAAGGAAGGAGGCUGAUAACUUGAUGUCGAAGGCGUUGCAGGAGUGCCCUAAGAGCGGCAUUCUGUGGGCUGCAAAAAUCGAGAUGUCCCCACGGAAUGAACGAAAAAGAACGAGUGCAGACGCCCUCAAGAAUUGUGAUAAGGACCCGCAUGUGAUCGCUGCUGUGGCCAAGUUGUUCUGGCAAGAUGGGAAGGCGGAGAAGGCGCGCACGUGGCUCAACAAGGCAGUCACCCUUGCUCCCGAUAUUGGUGACUUCUGGGCCUUGUAUUACAAGCUUGAGCUUCAGUAUGGGUCUGAAGAGACCAAGAGAGAGGUGCUGGAGAGAUGCGUGGCUGCUGAACCGAAGCAUGGAGAGAAGUGGCAGGUGGUCGCCAAAGCCUUGGAGAACUCUCACCAGCCAACUGAAGCCAUCUUGAAGAAGGUUGCCGUCGCGAUCGGUAGAGAAGAGAUUGCUGCCGAGAAUAAUGGAAAGCAUUAGAGAUAUCUUCAAAUCUGAGAACACAUGUAUCAGCCUACUAAGAUUUUCUUAGCUGUAGAGGCAGGACUAUCUCUGAUUGAGAGUCAUUUAUUUUCUUGAAACUUGUAAGCUAUGUAGAUGCUACUUGUGAGUUGUUGAAGCUUUUAGAGUAAGUUUAAUCUUAUUUUUCUAGCUGCCUCUCUAUAUCUUGCUCCUUAUGAUUUUGUGGACAGUGGACUCUGUUCAAUAUUAAUCACAUUAUAUCAAA